Aphanomyces invadans is the source of this 1737-nucleotide messenger RNA. RefSeq lists its product as hypothetical. Bases 64 to 1620 code for a protein of 518 amino acids. Lineage: Eukaryota; Oomycota; Saprolegniomycetes; Saprolegniales; Verrucalvaceae. The record is from RefSeq and is a predicted model, not a curated record. The transcript has a single exon.
CGAGUUAGCCAGAACUGGACAAUUUUUUAAACGCCCCCGAGCGGCAAAACGACAGCGAUCGCGAUGAUGGACUCAUCCACGGACCAGCACCAACCGCAGCAGCACGAACACGUGCAUGAACACCCGCAAACUCACGAAGACGGCGACCACGAAAUUGACGGGGAUCAUGGUGUGGAUGACGCUUCCACUGAGACGGUGGAAAUCGCAGCUGACGGCGCAGACAUUGGCCCCGUUGGAGUAACAUAUAUGGACGCGCAGCAGCUGCAGGAGGCCUUUGACGCCGUGCACCGUCGUUUGGAUGCGUUGGAAGAAACGGUGGAAUCGAUUCCCGAUCGUAUUUGGAGCGCACUUGACGGCCGAGUCGGUGUGACGCCGUCCGGUAUUGGGGUUACGAACGUGAUCAACUUGGCGAUCAAGGCGCUCACGGAUGCGAUUUUGAUCUCGGCUGGACCGGACCGGUUCCAGAAGCAGCGUAAAGGCAACGCGAACGUGCGCGGUGACGUCGCCUUUGACGCUCGCAAUAACGGAAAAAAGUUAAAGACGACGCGCAUGAAGCGCGGUGACCAUCCCGACAGCAGUCCGUCCACGUUGUUGCUACUUUCAAACGCAGGCAACCGACCGCAACUAUCCAGUCCCAUCACGAUUCCAAACACGCGUCGUCAUCCCAAGGUUGAAGUGCCUGCGGAAAUGCCUCGCUUCACAUGGUCUGAUGGAUCCAAGCAGUUUGCGCCUCAGGGAUGGCUGUUGCCAACAACGUCGUCGCGCGCAAUGUGGGAGCUCUGGUUUGCCGGCGAUGAGAACGUCGGUCCGUUUCAGCACUUGACUGCCAAGGACCUAGAAGAUGCGACGUCCAAGGUCAAUUUGAGUUGCGCGCGCGGCGUGAUGGUGACCUUGAUCCAAAUCGCGCUCGACCAGAACUUGGUCCCGACCGUCGAGUACAUCUCGACCAUGACACCUGCGGACCGCGCCAACCUGUUUGACCAAGUCUUUCCCCGAUUGAUCCAGAACGAGCCCGCAGACGUUGUCGAGAAAGCGCCGACGUACACAUAUACGAACGCGUACAAGCGACUGAUUAAGGGCAAGCGCAAGGCGCAGCGGUCGGUUGGAUUCGACAGCUCCGGACACAAGUUGCCCAACUUGCAUCCGGGCGGCCACGGCAUCGGGCAUGGAACGAACGCGCCAGAGUGGGAAUUCCCUGCCACCAACUGCAAGACGAUGUGGUAUUUUUGGUUCAAGGGCGACGAGUCGAACGGGAUCGGUCCGUUUCGGCACUUUCGCCCCCGGGAUAUUGACAAGGACGUGACGGACGGCCCGGCGCGGCGCCAAUUCUCCCGUGCCCGCGGCGUCAUGGAAAAGCUCAUCGAUAUUGCCGUCACUCACGGGUUUGCCGUGUCUGUGGACGAGCUCGACCACAUGACGAUUGCAGAGUUGGAAGCAGUAUUUGACCAGGCAUUCGACGUGCUCAUGCACGACAGUCCCGAAGGCAGUCUGGUCGGCGACGCCCCCGGUCAGCUCCGCGCUGAAAAGAUGGCUGGGUACUCGUACGGGACCGUGUACAGCGCGAUGGCACAGCGCAAGCGAAAACGUGCUGACGAUGAAACCAGCCAAUACGAACUAUAAACCACGUCUUUCAGAAAGACGUGCCAAGCAACCGAUGUAAGGAUAAAUGGACGGGGGUCGAUGCAUGUGCGUGCAUUGCAGGCACCAAGCGAUACGAUCCAUCCCAUCGCCGCUGCA